This is a messenger RNA of Aspergillus japonicus CBS 114.51, 968 nucleotides long. Its product is annotated as short chain oxidoreductase. Bases 228 to 968 code for a protein of 246 amino acids. The record is from RefSeq and is a predicted model, not a curated record. The transcript is spliced from 4 exons. Lineage: Eukaryota; Fungi; Ascomycota; Eurotiomycetes; Eurotiales; Aspergillaceae.
CUGAGAGUUCAGCACAUAGAGACAAGGGUCAAGCUUCUUUUCUCCAGUUCCCCAACUACUCGCUGGCUUAACUCCGUUACCGCCGACAUCACCGACUAUACCUGAUUUCAAAGCAUUUGAUUGUUAAGCAUAUCUAUACCCUCCAAUGCGAUUCAUAAGGAGUUCCUGGAAGUCACCUUCGAUGCGUGAUCUGUCAAAGCAAAUGGCAUUCUGUCUUGAACUGCAUCAUGGCAUCUUAUCUCAUCACGGGAAGCUCAAGAGGGAUUGGGCUAGCUUUGGUCCGUCUUCUGGCUUCCAAGCCGAGUACAGAGGUGGCAGUGGUCUUUGCAGCCGCGCGAACACAGACCGAUGCAUUGACCCAGUUGGUUGCGCAGACUUUUGGGCGCGUUUAUCAGGUUGAGAUGAAUGUUACCGAUGACCGAAGCAUCGCGUCGGCAGCUGCGACCGUCGAGAAGGUCUUGGCUGGUCGAGGACUCGACGUCCUAGUCAACAACGCCGGUGUCAUGCCAUUUACACCCGAUGGGAUUGAGACAAUGUCAGACUUGAACUCCACGUUCCGCACCAAUGUGACCAGCGCUCAUAUGGUUACAAGUGCCUUCUUGCCAUUGUUGAAACAAGGUACUCUGAAGAAGGUGGUCAACGUAUCCUCCACCUUUGGCUCCAUCGCCAGGGCGUCGAGAUCUGCCCGUGCCGCAGCCCCGGCUUACAAAAUCACCAAGGCCGCCCUCAGCAUGCUGACCGUACAAUAUGCCCAGUCUUUUGCCAGAGAAGGUUUUAUUUUCAUGAUCAUCUCAUCUGGUUGGGUAAAAACAGAUCUUGGAGGCGACAAUGCCGACUUAACGCCCGAGCAGAGCGCCACUGCCGUAUUCGAUCUCAUUUCUUCUGCAACAAGCGCCCACAACGGCAAAUUUUACGAUAUUUUUGUGGAUGGAUGGGACUUCUACGAUGGUGCCGAGGUGCCAUGGUAG